GCGUCAAAAAAAAUUUAAACAACAUGAAGAAGCGCCAGUUGAACCAGCGAGAAGCCCUUUCAGGAAUUAUCAAUGUUCGAACACAACAAUGAGCAACUUUUUCAACCAUAAAUUAGUGACGGCGAUGAUUUUUGGUCAAAAAUUAGUCCUUGAUUGCUCUUUCGAGGCGGAAAUGACGGGAAGAGAAUGUGCCGCAGUAGCUGAGCAACUUCAAAAAUUAUUUGGCAUCAACAGAGCUCAUGAAGAACCUUUCGAUUUGCAUUUUUGUUCCAUAAAUCGCGGAUCAAAAGUGAUUCAAAACUUACAAAGACGCAUUCCGACGAUAUUUGACGCGAAUUUUCCGACAAAUUUGCAUGAAGACACUUAUUUGGAGCAUUUUCCAAGGAAAAGUUUAGUUUAUUUGACUCCAGAUUCGCCGAAUGAGCUUAGAAGUUACGAUCCAGAUGAUAUUUACAUUCUUGGAGCACUUUCGGAUGUCGCGAAGUACGAGCCAUACACUUAUGAAAAGGCAGAAAGACAAAAAAUUCGAACUGCGAAACUGGAUUUGAGUGAUUUGGAGUUAAAUAGAGGCGGGAGAUUGAGUUCGUUGGAAAUUCAUCAAGUUGUGGCUGUGUUAUUGGAUUUAAAAAGUAAAGUAGAUGUAAAAGAAGCAAUUAGGAGGAAUGUUAAGGCGUUGAAAAAAUAUGAAGCAACUGAAAUUGACAUAAAUCGACCAAGUUUGAAGCAUUUUCGGGAUAGUAGAUUGCAGUGUGAACUUUGGGGAGCUUAUACGAUGUUGGAAAAUUUGAAGAAACAGAGGAUGAAGAAGACUAUUUUUACGCAUAAAAAGCAUUUGUUGGAUAUUGAGGAUAAAUGAAGCAGUUACGAUCGAUGAUUGCUCGAAUUCUGCAAAUAUGGCGGCGCCCGAGUAUCCAAAGUCAUGCUCGACACAAUUUUCACGC
Messenger RNA from Culicoides brevitarsis, 941 nucleotides. RefSeq names its product mitochondrial ribonuclease P protein 1 homolog. Gene Ontology annotation, cellular component: nucleoplasm; mitochondrion; nucleus. Gene Ontology annotation, molecular function: tRNA binding. The record is from RefSeq and is a predicted model, not a curated record. Bases 89 to 856 code for a protein of 255 amino acids. NCBI's taxonomy places the organism in Eukaryota, Metazoa, Arthropoda, Insecta, Diptera, Ceratopogonidae. The transcript has 2 exons. Gene Ontology annotation, biological process: positive regulation of mitochondrial translation; mitochondrial tRNA 5'-end processing.